AUGGAAUGUCGUGUAUGCUCCACUGCUUGUUUCGAUGCUCCUCUUGUGAACAAUAAGAGCCAGGGGGAGGGUGAAAGGCAGAAGGAUUCUUCUUUUGUUGGCCUCGUUUUCGGAGCCAUCGUAAUCGUCAUGCUUGAUGUAAGAAGAAGUUUAUGCGAAGAAGAGCAGAGUCCUCCGCAAGGACAGCUGAUGAGCAAAGACAGCAUCGAGAAGAUUGCAACGCUGAUCAAUGCACUUGUUGACAUGGACUACUUCACGGAAGAGGAGGAGCAGGAGAUAUUCGAGCAUGCUGUCACGAUGGUUCUGCAGGAAAUAGAAAGAAUUCUCCCACCUCCAGUGUUGCGAUUGGUGAUUCACUCAGAUGAUAAGGAUGGGAUUGAUGAAGAGCAUGCCGAGAGCAUGAAGUCGAGGCUGAUUGAGUUUGUGAAGUGGAACAUCAAAAUUCCAUACUUGGAUGCGACUGACGAGGCCAGGGUUGUGACUGCUGUCUGCGCGGUAAUCGUUGAGAGUCUGAAGAAAGGAAAGUCGUUCAAGAACGUUGUUGAGCCCGUCAACAGCGGAGAGCUGAUCAUGGACGUCUUUGUGAAAGGAAGUGUUGGCCUCUUAGACAGUGCAAAUAAAAAGCAAUUCGUCGAAACCAUUUGCGAGGAUCUCCAGAUCCCGUUCGUCCCUGAUCGACUUAAGACUUGGCUGGUGGGCAUGAUGGUGGAGGCGGUUGGUGAAGUCUUUGAAGCUUCCAUCCUUGCUGUCUACCAGAACAGAAUCUCGGAGGCGUAUGACUGGGCUGCGGAUCGAGUGGCAGACGCAAAGGAGUCGGAGGCAUUCAAACUUUUGAGACAACAACGACCAUAUUCUCGAUGGAGCUGGUUAGGUAACAGAAUAUCUGCCAAGGAAUAUGUCGACAAGCGAUCAGAAGCUAAGUUUGGUGAAGAAGUGAGAGACUGCCUGGUGAAUGAGCUCAACGAGAAGAUCAAUGUGAUAGGGUGGGUAUGCGACAAGUUCGAAGAGUGGGAAGGCAUACUGAUUCGAAACAUUGUGGACCUUACUUUAAUGGAGAGCAUGGACAUGGAGAAAAUGGAGGGAUCCGUCGCCUACUUGUGCAAAGAAAACUUUGGCUGUACGUAUCCCUGCUUCAAUUAUGCUUCUUCUACUGACGCACAAGACAAUUGCUGCACCUCAUCCAAUCAGUCGCGAUAG
This is a messenger RNA of Guillardia theta CCMP2712, 1197 nucleotides long. RefSeq lists its product as hypothetical. The transcript has 11 exons. The coding region runs from base 1 to 1197 and encodes 398 amino acids. The record is from RefSeq and is a predicted model, not a curated record. NCBI's taxonomy places the organism in Eukaryota, Cryptophyceae, Pyrenomonadales, Geminigeraceae.